Molecule: messenger RNA, 838 nt
Organism: Drosophila persimilis
Lineage: Eukaryota; Metazoa; Arthropoda; Insecta; Diptera; Drosophilidae
Product: transmembrane protein 256 homolog
Exons: 3
Coding region: 97-636 (179 amino acids)
Source: RefSeq, a predicted model, not a curated record
AAAGCGUCAAAAGUUCUGUCUGUAAAUUUCAGCGUCAGAAUUCGGCAAAUCGGCAAAUUCGGCAGCUGGGUAACGUUAAAAUUAUACAAUUACGAAAUGAUGGACACAUUGGACUACAUCACCCUCAGCAAUCCCGUGAGCAAGGCGGUUAUAUAUUCGGGAUCGGCUAUCUUCCGAGCACUUGGGCUGCGUCCGAAACAGUUGGUUCCGAAGGAGACCCAGACAGUGCGUCCGGUAAUGACUCAGUACAUGUCGCCGGGUGCUGGCUCGCUGCAUAAUUUGGCCGGCCGGUACUAUCAUUUCGUGCGAUUGGCUGGCCUAGGCGGCGCUUCGGCUAUAUUCAUGGGAGCCUACUGCAAAUACGUCCUGAAGGAGAUCAAGAACGAAAAGGAGCAGCUGGACUCGCAGGCCUUUGCCGAUGUCGCCAAUCGCAUACACUUUUUGCAUUCGUUUGCACUGAUGGCCAUGCCACUGGCCCACUAUCCCAUAAUCACGGGCUCUUUGAUGACCACUGGCACACUGCUCUUCAGCGGCUGCAUGUACUAUCGUGCAUUGACGGGCGAGAAGCGCUUCCAGCCGUUUGCCACCGUUGGAGGCUUCUGUCUGAUAGCCGCUUGGCUGACGCUGGUAUUUUAAGAAUACGUUUAAGUCUACGAUUAAGUGCUAUAGGCAACGUAAAAUCUAAGUCGAAAGCUAAAGCCUAAGCCUGGUUUGAAACAUGCAUAAUGAAUUUUUUGUCGCUGAAGCUCUAUAAAUAUAUAUAACAUACAUAUAUCUAUCAGUAUGUGUAUCUUAAGGACUACAAAUAAAUCUCUAGGAGGCCUGGCAUCUAAUGGAA